GUGCAACACUUAAUUGAAAUCAAAUUCAAUGUAGUAAAUCAAAAUAAAUCAACCAACAUAAAUUUUUAAUAUUUUCAUAUUAAUAAGUAACAAAUUACUAUGUCAUCACAAACACUAAUAUAACGUAGUUUUAGUAAGAAUGUGUGUCAAUACCAUCUUUUAAUAAUUAGAUUUGGCAUUGUAAAAGUAAAGUGAAACUGUAACUUGUACUCAGCAAUAAUUUGUAAAUUGUGAAAUAAUGGAGUCAUUAUCGAAACAAGAGUUGAUAUCGACGAUUACUAAACAAGCGGACCAAAUUAAGCGUUAUGAAGCUCGAUUAAGAGAUGUUGUUGCUGCAUACAAAGGGCUUGUUAAAGAAAAAGAAGCUUUAGAAAUAAGUUUGAAGGCAUUGAACAAGACAGAGUCUCCAAGUGAAGGAGAUGACUCUGUGGCAGCACUUACCGUGUCUCUAUCUACGCUGACAGCAGAGAAAGCUCGUAUGGAGGAAGCUUUUCAAGCUGACAAAAAAGUUACAAGAGAUAAGUAUGAGAACACAAUUGCAGCAUUAAAAGAGGAAACAAAAACACUAGUGCAGCAACAUUUGGCUGAAAUAAAUAGUCUUAAAGCGAAGAUAGGCUAUGAGAUACAAGAAAGAGAGAAUGAGAGGGCUGAUCACAUGGCCAUGAUGAAGGAAUUACACGUGAAGUUGAAUUCAGAAAGAAAAACCAAGGAGAAAUUAGAAGAUAAAGUUGUUAACUCCUCAGAGAGUCAAGCAUCACAAGCAGAGUUGGAGAAGCGCGUCCGGGACCUGAGCAGUUCUUUAGAAGCAGCUCAGCGUCGUCUGCAGCGCGCGGAGGCUCGUACAGUGGAGACACCCGCACUGCUGGUGCGACUGCAACAGAAAUUAGCGCUCCUCGAGCAGUCUCACUCCAUUGCUAUUAGAGAGGAGCAAAUAAAAGCGAAACGUUGCGAGGAAGCGGCCCGCAAGAGUUGUGCUCGACAAGAAGAACGCGUGGCGUCGCUCGAAGGUCGCGUGGCGGAGUUGUCUCAUACACUCGGACAAUAUGCAGCCGCGAGACGCAAUGACCGCGACACCAUACAGCGGCUCCAGCAAGCGCUUAACGGUGGCUUACUGCGAGAUAUAGCGCCUAACGAAACUCCUACUACUGCUGACGAGCCACAACAAAAAAGCGAGACGGACAAUGAAAAACUAGCUGACAGUGAAUAUCUACACACACUGAUAGACAAAAUACAUAUACUAAAGAAAGAACUGAUAGCUGAAAACGAUAAAUUAGGAAGUCCCAUCGAUAUUACUACAGUAUUCAAAGUAGAUGGGUAUGAGAACAUUCACAUCAAGUGUAGAGAGGAAUUUGAUGUUCUUAAAACAGAGUUUGAGAUGUAUAAAGUACAAAAUUCAAAGAAAACCGUACAUGUUGAGGAAAGCGAGGUAGAUGAUUUGAAGAGUGAGAUAGUUGUGCUGAAGGAGAAGUUGGAAACGUAUAAAAUGUUGCUAGAUGAAAAUAAACAAGAUAAAGUGGAUACUCUAAAGUUAUAUGAGGAGAAAAUGAAGAGUGAACAAGAUUACUACAAGGAAGUGAACUCAGACCUGAAGACGAGGGUGCAGAGUUUAGAGAAACAGGUUCAAACACAGAGGGACCGGUACGCUGCUCUAUUGGAGGAGACGGACAAUUAUAUUCGGGCCAGAAACGACCGCUCGAGGAAGGUCAGCGUGGAAGACGGUCAUUGGAAAGAGGGGAUGUUAACAGAUGUGACAGCACCGCCGCAUAUGUUGCACUAUGCGCACGAGUUGGCUAGAAAAGAUCUGGAUAUAUCCCAACUGAGGAAGGAGAAACAUACACUAGAAGGACAAUAUAGAGAUUGCCAGCGUGAAGGGACCAUUGAGAAGGAACGGUUUAAAGAAGUUAUAAGGACAUUAAAAGAAGAGAUUGACAGAUUAAGAAGAAUACAGUCCCGCGAAGGUGCAAAUCUGGAAUAUCUCAAGAAUGUAGUGAUGGCUUAUCUAAUGUCGACGGACUAUGACGGCCGCAAGCAUAUGUUGAACGCUAUAGCUGCAGUACUGCACUUCACGAACACGGAGAGGAAGCUAGUUAUGUCUAAUUUAUAAAUCAACUAGUUUAUACCUGCGACUUCGUCUGCAUUCAUUGAGUUAAUUAUAAUAAUAAUAACAAUAAUCUCAGGACAAUUCACA
Messenger RNA from Achroia grisella, 2188 nucleotides. It is a transcript of the gene GCC88, whose product is annotated as GRIP and coiled-coil domain-containing protein 1. The transcript is spliced from 12 exons. The coding region runs from base 239 to 2104 and encodes 621 amino acids. Gene Ontology annotation, cellular component: Golgi apparatus. The record is from RefSeq and is a predicted model, not a curated record. Lineage: Eukaryota; Metazoa; Arthropoda; Insecta; Lepidoptera; Pyralidae.